GGUUUUAUACUGAUUGAUGGUUGCCGUAAAGUAUAUAGAUGAUGAGUAAAUAGAAUUAUAGAGACCUUAUUGCAAUAUGCUUGUACCUCAUUGCUCUCGGUACGACAAGGUGAGCUUCUGGUUCAUGCAUCACGUGCCUCAUAUUUCCAACAGCCUCCUCCUCAAACAGGGCCAAGGGACCAAAGGCUCCAACGGUCGGUUUCAUGACGGGUUUACGCAGAUCCAUGGCCUCUCGCGUCCAACGACUGGUCUCGUUCCUGUUGCCUUUUUCCUUCGUUUCUCCAUUCUGUUCCUUUCCGUAUGGACUACAUGUUAUGUUGAUUUGGCGGAUGCUGAUUGGUCGCGACUCUUGAUUGGUUCUUGCCAGAUGUCGUGAUCACUUCGUUCUCUGUCUUGGUAAAUCCCAUGGUUCAUCCUGAAUCUUCAUGUCAUUGCUGGUCGUGCGAAAACGUCUUUCUCUUACUUCACUUCAACCGUACUCUGACUCCAAUACCAUGUCUUCCUCGCAGCCUUCCUCUUCCGAAAAUCCUGGGGGGCGUCGUCGCCGUCAACUUCGUGAUUCCAAUACCACGCCUUCUUCACAGCCUUCCUCUUCCGGAAAUCCUGGGGGUCGUCGUCAACGUCAACUCCCUGAUACUAUAACCCGUAUGCGGUCGCCACCUCCAAUGAAUCUGAAGUCAGUCUCUUCUGCUCGGUCGUCGUCGACGGUGAAGGCGGAAAUCGAUGAACAGUCGUCUUCGCAAGCACCUACACAGCUGCUCCCCUCGUCAUCGUCAGGGAAGGUGGCAAUCGACGAGCAGUCUUUUUCGCAAGCGCCUACGCAGCUGCUUUCCUCGUCGUUAUCCGACAGCGGCGGCGGGUCGAUCGAUGAGGGGCAACUGAUAUCCUUGUCGUCAUCCGACAGCAGCGGCGAGCUGAUCGAUGUUGGGCAGGAGGGUCCUCCUUCGCCUUUGUUGCUGAGCGCAGGGCCCGAGCGCCCCCGCUUUCGGUCGCGGCGGAGUAGUAGGCCUUAUCCAAGGCGGCCCAAGCGGCGGUCCACGCCAUCCGGGCUUCCUUCGUCGGAUAUGUUGUCGGAGAGUAUUUCUGGACGACACCGCCUGGUCUGCGAUAGGUUGAUGGAGCUUGAGGAGAUAUUAAUGCAGGGGCGUAUACCUGAGGAGCAGAAGAAGUAUCACAGAUGGCUAUACCAACGCGUAAUACAUCAGGAGGCGUCGCUGCGCGCCGAAGCGCGCGCUCUGGCGACCAGCCCGGGGCAGUUGGUUGAGCAGGUCCAGCGGAUCUUAGACACGGUAUACGGCACGGACACGUUCCAGAAGUAGAUGGUGUUGGUGGCAACAUCAUGGAUAUAAUAAAUAAGGGAUAAUAAUAAAAAGAGGGAAAAAUAGUAGAAAAACAAAAAGUAAAGAAAACAAAAAUAAUGAAUAAGAAA
Gamsiella multidivaricata is the source of this 1429-nucleotide messenger RNA. RefSeq lists its product as uncharacterized. The transcript has a single exon. The record is from RefSeq and is a predicted model, not a curated record. NCBI's taxonomy places the organism in Eukaryota, Fungi, Mortierellomycota, Mortierellomycetes, Mortierellales, Mortierellaceae. Bases 426 to 1319 code for a protein of 297 amino acids.